Molecule: messenger RNA, 1953 nt
Organism: Fusarium subglutinans
Lineage: Eukaryota; Fungi; Ascomycota; Sordariomycetes; Hypocreales; Nectriaceae
Product: immune-responsive 1
Exons: 4
Coding region: 1-1953 (650 amino acids)
Molecular function (GO): lyase activity
Source: RefSeq, a predicted model, not a curated record
AUGGCUACUCGACGCCUCGCCAUCUGGUCGCACAACCUCCAAUACUCGGACCUUCCGGAAGAUGUAAUCCGUGCAGCUAGUCGAAGCUUCUACAACUGGGUUGGCUGCACCAUAGCAGGAAGUCAUCAUGAAGCUACAAAGAUCGCCCACCAAACAUUAUCUCCCUUCUUCGGCCCACCUACAGCGUCUCUACUCGGGCACAAUGGAGCCUCGCGUUUAGAUGCUCAGCACGCGGCGUUGAUCAAUGGUAUAGCAUCGCAUGUCCAUGAUUAUGACGACACGCACCUCGACACCAUCAUCCAUCCGACAGGACCAGUUGCAAGCGCUCUUCUUUCUGUUGCAGAGUGGAGAGGCGGUAUCUCAGGAAAGAAGUUUAUCACAGCUCUCAUGGCUGGUAUAGAAGCUGAAUGCAAGGCUGGACUCGCUGUCUGGCCAGAACACUACGAUAUUGGCUGGCAUAUAACUUCCAUCGUCGGGUCAAUUGGCGCGGCAGUUGCAGUCUCGAAGGUCCUGGGACUAUCUCCAACAAAGACUACCCAUGCAAUUGGUCUCGCAGCGACUCAAGUCACUGGCCUUCGAGAGAUGUUUGGUUCACACUGCAAAUCAUUUCACGUUGGCCGCGCUGCUCAAAACGGCCUGCUAGCUGCUGUCAUGGCUGAAGGAGGCUACACUAGCAGUGAAGGCGCACUGGAAGCCAAACGUGGCUGGGCUACAGUCGUCGGCACAAACAAGCCAGACGUGCUCCAAGCUCUAGAUCGUUGGCUCGGUACUGAUAAUGAGGAUGGCUUAGCUGGUGGAGAUAACGGCCGUUGGGAGAUUGUGAGGAAUAGCUUCAAGCCUUUCCCCUGUGGGAUUGUUAUACAUCCUAUCAUCGACGCAUGCAUACAGUUGCACGAGGCACUGAUCAGAGAGGGACACAACCCAGCGCAGAUCGAGUCUGUCACGGCACAAGUCCACCCUCUCGUCCUGGAACUCACUGGGAAGAAGACUCCAAAGGACGGUUUAGAGGCAAAGUUCAGCGUCUACCAUAGCGGCGCGUGCGGUCUCCUCCUCGGCAGAGCCACGCCGUCAGAGUAUGAAGACAAUGUUGUACUCGAUCCAGCCGUCAUUACCAUCCGCGAUCGCAUUACAGCCAAUAUCGAUACAAGUAUCGCAGCAGACUCGGCCAAGAUUAGCGUUGUACUUCAAAGCGGAGAGGUGUUUACGAAGUAUGUCGAGCAUGCUAUUGGCAGUCGCGCGAAUCCUCUGAGCGACGAGAAGCUGCGGGAGAAGUUUGUUGAUGGAUGUAACAGCGUUUCGAUACGUGACGCUGAGGCAGUGAGCCAACGGUGCUGGGAGCUGGAAGCUGGCAGACCCUUUCAUCAAUGUCUAAAAGAGCAUCAAGCCGUAUUCUUCACCGCUGACUGCGAGGAUAAAGUCUCGCCUUUUUACAUCCGCCAACCAACCACCCCUCCACGCUCUUUUGGGUUUGGAGGAGUCGUUCGCGUCGGUGACACUCUCAUCGCCAGCGAUAACACUAAACAUCAGCUCGUCAAAUUCGCUAUUCACAGCGGCCAUCACUCACCAGUUGUUAUCCCACAGACAAACUAUCACAAUUUCUCCGGUGCAGGUUCCGUAAGCGUACCUCACCGGCACGGCGGAAAGGUUUUGCUGAUGGCAGAAGAUGUUACUGCCAGCAAUACAACUGGGGUCUCUGUGUUCAUCUCCAAGGAUAACUGGAAAAGUGCCAGGUUCUUGGGCUUUAUUGAGAGUGUUGACAGAAAGUCGGAACCUGCUUCUGUGGCUAUGAGUCUGGCUUCUGCGCAUGAGCUUGGCGAUCGCAUUUAUUCGAGCACUUUGUUUUACGACAACAAGGUUAACCCUGCGAUGGCGGGCAAUCGGACUGACUUUUCACUACGGGAUAUUACGGAGUCAGUUGACGCCCUGUUGAAGGAAAACGGAUUCAAAAUAUAG